CACAUCAAUUCUCAUCGCGAUGAUGAGAGGCCAUUCAGAAUCUCACUCUAUAACCCUGGAAGUAGCUCUGAAUUAAAUCCCAAACACUAUUCUCAUUGCUUGUGUCUAACCAUCUCACACACUGAGUGUAUGACGCAACUGAGAGCCUAUGGAGCCGUCUCAGAGACGACGUGCAGGAUGCACUGAGUGCAAGAGGAAGAAGGCAAAGUGCGAUGAGAAGAGGCCCUCCUGUUCACGAUGCUACAAAUACCCUCACCUAUGCUCAUAUGAGUUAAGCGUCAAGAACUUCAGAGUGGUGAAACGGAAGCCAGCGAAUAAUACCCAGAUCACGACAUGGCCAUCUUCAACCGGCGAGAUAGCUAGUGAACGACAAGUGUCUCUGGCACCAAGCUCAGUUGUUACCCCCAACCAACUCAUUUCUUAUACCAACACAUCCGACACGUUUGAGAGCGACUUUCUUUCACAAUCAAUACUAAACGACUCUUCUGAAUUCCUGUUUUCCUUUCCUGCAGCGAGCCCACCAAGGCUCAGUAUCUCCCUCUGCCUUCCAUCCAGCCCUCCACUCCGGUCUGAUCCUCGGCGUAUCUACUUCCAGCACUUUGUAGCCCAUACAGCAACAGUAUACUGGCCACUACAACCGGACAUGGCUCUAAGCUUGAUUCUACCAGCCGCUGAUCUCAGCCCCUGUAUAAUGGGGGCAAUGAUCGCCGCCAGCAGCAGCCAACUCUUCAGAAUGGUGCGAAACCCAGAGUCGAAGAGUGCAGCAAUAUCGGCGACUGUAGAGUGUCUGGGAAGCCUACGAGAAGCAAUUACUUCACCGGGAUUCGGCGACCUUGGGGUGACUAUACUGCCGACAACGUUGAUGCUGGCCACAACAUGUGUUUGCGCGGGGGAUACUACGACCUUUCGGAAGCAUCUCAACGGGGCUCUUCACAUUGUUCAGCGCGACAAAACGAAGUAUAGUCUGGACCCUUUAUGGUGGAUGAGUCUCAAGUGGCUCGUUCACAUGCUUUUGAUGAAUAGACUGUCAGGCCUGCCCCUACCUUCACGGCAGACGAAAGGGUUCAUUGACUGGGAAUACCUUUUGACAUGUAUGCCUGACUUGGGUCGCAUUGAUCUCACCUCUGGCUUUUCUCGUGAGCUGGUGACUGCUCUCAAUAGGGUGUGCGAGCUAUCUGAGCCGCGUUGCUUGGAUAUCGAUGCAAGUGGCCAAUUGCAUGGAAAUGGCCUAGCACGCAGUGCAAUUUCUCACGAACUUGAACUUCAAUUAAUCGAGCUUCGGAAGAAGACCGCUUCAACAGUAACAGACACGGUGCUCCGGACAGAACUAGAAACCAGCCACAGACUGUUCACUGAUGCAACGCUACUAUGUCUCUACAGACGAGUUGACGAACUACCCAAGGACAAUCUCAAAGUUCAAACAGCAGUGAAAUCUAUCAUCAACUCAUUACAGAAUAUUCACAAACAGUCCCCGGUUCACGCUCAGCUCUUGUGGCCACUUUUUGCAGCAGGCUGCGACUCAACGGCUCAUGCCGAACGUACCAUUGUUGUAGAGACGAUGGAGAGCAUGAUUGCACGGGGAUUAGGUAGCUGCGAAAAUGUCCUCGAGUUCAUGAGGGAUUAUUGGAAGAAUGGAGGUGAUAUGAGAUGGGACUUGUUCGCCAAGCAAACAGGAAAAGACCUCGUACUGUUCUGAUGUCGUCAAUGCAGUAAUGAUGUGAAUAACACCGAACUUAUAAAUGCGCCUUCACAUCUUCAUCGGGCCAGCGGAUAGUCACGGAUGGCCUCAAAUCCGAUCAUAGACUGAAUCUUAAUGUCAGUCGGUCAGAAUACACCGCUCUUCAUGCUUUACAAAAGGAGUGAAUAAGCUCGCUUAGAGCAAGCAUGAGCUGCAUUGCUACGUC
Messenger RNA from Fusarium verticillioides 7600, 1904 nucleotides. RefSeq lists its product as hypothetical. Bases 149 to 1696 code for a protein of 515 amino acids. NCBI's taxonomy places the organism in Eukaryota, Fungi, Ascomycota, Sordariomycetes, Hypocreales, Nectriaceae. Gene Ontology annotation, molecular function: transcription cis-regulatory region binding; zinc ion binding; DNA-binding transcription factor activity, RNA polymerase II-specific. Gene Ontology annotation, cellular component: nucleus. The transcript is spliced from 3 exons. The record is from RefSeq and is a predicted model, not a curated record. Gene Ontology annotation, biological process: positive regulation of transcription by RNA polymerase II.